Messenger RNA from Tremella mesenterica DSM 1558, 1911 nucleotides. RefSeq lists its product as uncharacterized. The transcript is spliced from 3 exons. Lineage: Eukaryota; Fungi; Basidiomycota; Tremellomycetes; Tremellales; Tremellaceae. The record is from RefSeq and is a predicted model, not a curated record. The coding region runs from base 1 to 1911 and encodes 636 amino acids.
AUGACUCCCACUUACAUCCCACCUCACCGCCGGACCUCUGACUCUUCUGAAAUUGAACCAUCCCCCCUUACCAGAAGUACACCUACUAAACAUUCAUCAUCACCAUACUCGAAUUUGACCUCCUCACAGAGUACUGACUCCCUCUCUCUCAACCGAUCUCUACUGGCAGAGCGUCUGACCCCUAGGUACCCUAGGUCUCGAUUUGGGCGUGGGGACGGUCUCUCCCUUCAAGAUCGUCUCGUCCGCCUCAGUGGAGAACGGGCAUUUGUCGAACCCGCUAGAGCGAUUCCGGUACGCUCCAGGCGUUUUCCUAGAAGACAGAAUCCCGAGAAUGUUCCGCCCUCAGGUGAACUUUACGACGACCUCGGGGAACAAAUAGAGGUGGUGAAAACCACCGCUGAACACCCUGACACUACAUUCGAAGGAGUUGAGAUGGUAGGAAGCUACUCGUGGAUCGGUGGUGAAGAACCCACCAUCCUGGUCCCGGGAUGUCCUCGAACUUGGGAUGACAACGUACACGUCGGUAAGGUGAAACGAGAUGUGGAUCUGGGGAUGACAGAUAUCGCCGACGAAAAUUUGGCUCAUCUUCUUCCACAUCUAUCUCCAGUAGAGCCAAUUUUCCACGCAGUCACCCCCGACAAAUUACACGAUGUCGAUAUCAUCAUCGACCGUUCCAAUUUGCGUAAACUCCUUCACCUGGCUCUCUCCCAUGACAACCUAUCCCAUUCACCCCCACAAUCAAGACGAUGGAGGAUGACCGCGGAGUGUUUCGGAGAAAUGGUGGUAUUCCAUCGAUGGGAAACCCACGAUCGGCUCAGUCCCUUCCCGCUGGAUAGUCAUGGUCAUAACGUAGCUUACAAGCUGGCUCAUACUACCACUCCCCGAGAUGUUGAUAGGCAAUUGGACAGAUGUCGGGGGUUGGUCAGAUAUCGAUUCGCCGGGUUGGUGUUACUUGUCAGCUUUGAUGUCGACGCGGUAUUGCCCUCAGUCUUGCCAUCGACUCUACACAUCCCACCGUACAAAUUAGAACCCCGAUCGAUCAGUCUCUCAACAACAAGAAGUCAACCAACCUCGAAGAUACCCGGUAAAUCUCUGCGUGUGAUUCCCUCAGGAUAUCCAGAGAUAUCGCUCGAAUCGAUUUUAGAGAUCAAGACCCGAUCUUCGAUGAAAAUUAUCGACGAAGAUAUUCCCGACAUGUACACCCAGCUUGUACUUUCUCAGACGCCCACAGUUUAUUUAGCCAGACACGUCGGUGGUGACUUUAGUGGUGACCGAGUGGAUCGACUAAAGCUAUGUGAUGAGCCCUUUGUUGGAGUAGCAGCAAAGAUGCAAGGGGCAUUGAGACGGGUGGGUGGGAUGUUAAGGGAAAUGGUAAGAAUCGUGAAGAGAAGGAAGACCGUGGGGUUUGUCUGGGAUGAUAAGGAGUUGCGAGGUUAUACGAUGAUGAAGAGGAUGCCGAAGUUGUCGAGAAGGACUUUGGAUAUGUUGGAUGAAGUGAUGGUAUCGGGAAUUGGGUCUUUGUCGGUGCACCUUUUCCUCGAUACCCCUCAUUUCCUUCCUUCCUGCACUCUCCGGGGAUCUGACAUGGUGGUUUUGAUUUGUGUCCCGAAUACAUCCUUCGUCCGACCUGAUAGAUGGAGGAUCAGAUCGGAGAGACAUGUUAUCGGCACUAUCAACGCACAGCUGAUCUACAGAGCACUCGAUUCGAUUCAUAAGCCAGACGAAGAAGACCAGUCCGACGCUGGCACUCUGAUUGAUGUUGACGCAAAUCGCGACGCUACAAGCGUAUUCUCACACGCCGCGUCUUGGAAGUUGGACGUCCUCAGUGACCUUGAAGAGUUGUUCCUUCAAGAUGUACAUGGUGAGGAGGCUCAGGAGAUAGAUGAAGUUGAUGGGAUAGCUGGGUUGUAG